Molecule: messenger RNA, 930 nt
Organism: Lichtheimia ornata
Lineage: Eukaryota; Fungi; Mucoromycota; Mucoromycetes; Mucorales; Lichtheimiaceae
Exons: 6
Coding region: 1-930 (309 amino acids)
Source: RefSeq, a predicted model, not a curated record
AUGACCCUUGCUGGUGUUACAAGCACGCUAUUGACGGCACCUUCUCCUUCUCCUUGGACCAUUCAAGACGACAAUGGCCAACAAUGUCAAGUCAAGAGUGACACAUUGGCAACGCUAAUCAGUGUAUUUUUAUGCAUCGGCCUCGUGGUGUCCUAUAUGCCCCAACAUUAUCGUAUCAUUGUCAACAAGACAAGUGAAGGUUUCAGUUCGUGGUUCUUGUUGCUCGGCGUGGUAUCCUCGACAUCCAGCUUUCUCAAUAUUAUCUUGUUGCAAUGGGAUGCGAUUGUUUGCUGUGGAUCCUUGUCGACGGGUGCAUGCCUUGCCAGCUUGAUGGGCGUGUUUCAGAUUAUGCUUCAAUGGACCAUGUUCUCGCUUGUGUUUAUCUUGUUCUUGAUCUAUUUUCCCGAGAAAUAUGCUGCCAUAGCAACGCCAGACCUACCCACAAAGGUGCACACCAUGACUACAGAAUGGAAGACCGCCCUUGUCAUUGCCGCCAUCUGUACGGGCCAUUUUGCCAUCUCGUUCCUUAUCACCGUCAUACUACUUGCUGCUGUUGGAAGUCCUUCGCAACAUUGGGAGACAAACUAUUGGGCUGGCAUUCUUGGUAUUCUCAGCAUGAUCUUGGCUUCUUUCCAAUACUUGCCCCAAAUCUGGAAGACGUGGAAACGUAAAUCUGUUGGUGCAUUGAGUAUCCCCAUGAUGUUGUUGCAAACACCUGGCUCGGCCCUUUUUGUGUACUCACUCGCUGUUCGGCCUGGUACCAAUUGGACAGCAUGGAUCACGUAUCUCGUAACAGGUAUUCUGCAAGGUACACUCUUGGUCAUGUGCAUUGUUUGGCAUUUCCGCAACAAGCGUUUGGGCAUCGAUGAUUUGCAUGGUACACGUAUUCAAGACGAGCGCACUCCCCUUUUGCGUGAAGAGAAUCAAUAA